AGCUGUGAAUAGGGAACCGUACCAUGUGGUGUCCUCUUAGACAAGUGACCUGUUCGCAAGAUGUACUCAACUCACACAACAACCAAGGAUAUUUGGUAGGAUGAGAUGGAACUCUGUGUUCCAAGCCUCUAUGAUGAUACAUAACACAAAAACUGGCGGUGUUUAACCAGGAAGAACGUUCCGUGAUAAUGCGACGAGUUCAAGAGUCAACGUCAUGGGAAAGUCUGUGGUCGUUUUGAUAUAUGUCACCUAUUUUUGCUGCAUUCUUCAGCCAGUUCAUUACAGGUACAACAUACACCAGUAAGGCAUGCUAUGGAUCCGGUCGUCUGUUCUGUGUUCGACAUGACCUCCGCUGCAACCCCACCCAGAAGAUCGCCAUUUUUUACGCAUAUUAUACAAACAACUCAGACUGUGCGUUGACAGGUAUUUCUAACUGCGAAACCGUGAAUCCGGCGAAUGUGACAGAACAUGGUUAUCACAGAUUCAGCAACAACGAGCUUCUCCCCCUUUACAGCAACUGCUCCAGAAAGACAAACUGUCGCUAUCCUGUUCCCCGGCGGAGUGCUGCUCUUGCAUUCUCUGUUGUCAAAUAUCGGUGUAUUGAAGGACAGACGGGAAAUAACACUGGUGCAAUAGCUGGUGGAGUUGUGGCCACAGUCGUAGCUGUACUGGUUGUAACACUGGUGUCAGCGUGGAUCAUACGGCAGAGACGAGCGAACAGCGAAUCGAAAGCGACGACACCUUCUAUAGAUGCAAAGUCAGACAUGACCUACAGUUUGGCCGGUAAGAUCCAACAGAACAACUACCAUGAAAUCCAGGACCUCAAGACACAGAACUGUGACCAUGACUACGCUACCGCGGAUGUCAUGGGUCUUCCUCCAACUACAAACACUUACUUCACCAUCGAACCUGCUGGGAAUCAAACUGUAAGAGACAAUUCAACAGUCUCUGCAGCUGAAGGUGACUAUAAUCACAUUGGAGACAAGCCAUCCCUUCAGAUCAGUGACUACGACACAACACCUUCAAUAGCCCAGCAAGAAAAUUUUGGAGAAGAUAGUUAUGGUUACAAUCACUUCCAAAAGAAAGCCAACACUCAGACACACCAGAAUGACUACGACACUGCUGCCUCUGCAACUAAGGCAAUGGCCGACAUCAGUACGACCGAAAGGAACACAGAUGAAGACGACUAUGACCAUUUUCAUAGGGGAACCAAUGCUUCUGAGACUGUUAGCUCGCCGUAUGAUACUACAUCGGGAGUAGAAGAUAACUCUGAGUAUUCUGUUGCAGGAAAAAUGAAAUGAGCAUAUGCCGAAAUUGGACUAUCUGCGUAUGUUCUGGUUCCUAUGGUACACUAUAAGUUGCAAUUGUAUGCUUCUCUCGGGGGUAAUACGGUCUGAUGUACGCCUCUUUGUAGCAGUAUAACCCGAGCCGGUAGGAAGCUUGUUAAAGUGUCAUUGAACAAUGAAAUUAACGUACUUCACAUGGAGGUAGUAUAGGUACAUGUUACUAAAUAUCAGAUACCUUUACAGUGUUCCUUAUCACAUUAUUUGGUUUUAUAUCAGAAAUAAAUGUUUGAAACUUUCAUAUAUGAGGGGAAGCACAUUUUGACCAUACGUCUGAAACCAAUACUUAUUUGAUCAUCACAGUUUCGCGUGAUAUCCAAGGACUGAAAUGCUGGUCACUCACAGACAGAUGAUUGAAUCCUUCUUUGAAACGAUUUUAAUCAGGUGUCACAGGAUGUUUAGACAAUGUAUAAGCCUUUCUGACUACUUCAGCAUCUAGACUAGUUCACUUUUGCAUUGAUGUAAUCCAUGUGUAACAACCAUAUGUUGUGCCUUUGUUCAACACGGCAUUUCAUAUCAUAUAUAACCACAGUUGAUAAGUAAGUAUAUACACCUGCUUGCUGGAGCUGACUUACAAUAGCAGACUUGGAAUCACUGUUUGAUUUAUUUCUGUUAGAAAUUGUAAUUUGUAUGUGAUAUAACCAACUAAAGAAGUUUGGACUCAACAUAUUUCCUCGUAGAUAUUCAUUUACGCGUUGAUAGACGCAUUAGAUUGUUUGGAGGUUUAUGCAAACGAGAUCACACAAAUCAAUGCCAAAAUUGCCACCAAUAUUACACAAUUUAUGUAACACGCGUUGGGGUCAGUUAUUUGAAGGUGGCAAUUUUAUUGUUCGUUAAUUAUAAAUUUUCAAAGUUGAAUUCUUUAUGUUACAAUGUGUUUCAAUUUUACACAGUCACGUCUCCUUCCGAUAUCAUUCACGGUCAUCAUUUUCUUUCUUAGAGGACUUGAAAUGAGAAGGCUGGAGAGGUUUCAUUUUUCAUUUGUAAUGUAAGGAGCUCACGAUGUGAAUGAACAGUUUCAGGUUGUGCCACAAUUAAAAUAAUUCCAUGAAUGUGCAUACUAUUUUUGAAUGCUAACAUGCGGCGAGGAGGAAACUUCGAAAUAUCCAGUUACGUGGCUGCUUAUGUGAUUAUAUGACUUGUUGAUAUGUGAUAGUAGUUACCUGUCUGAUUGCAAAUAAAGGAACAAUAGUCAGAGGGAAGAUUA
Molecule: messenger RNA, 2550 nt
Organism: Haliotis rubra (blacklip abalone)
Lineage: Eukaryota; Metazoa; Mollusca; Gastropoda; Lepetellida; Haliotidae
Exons: 5
Coding region: 243-1301 (352 amino acids)
Source: RefSeq, a predicted model, not a curated record